This is a messenger RNA of Aphis gossypii (cotton aphid), 6440 nucleotides long. RefSeq lists its product as uncharacterized. Lineage: Eukaryota; Metazoa; Arthropoda; Insecta; Hemiptera; Aphididae. The coding region runs from base 655 to 1578 and encodes 307 amino acids. The transcript is spliced from 7 exons. The record is from RefSeq and is a predicted model, not a curated record.
UUUUCGCCCGCCGAACGCACUGACGGACCGCGUUUUCCCAUCGACACACGCGACUCGGCAUUUCAGUGGACUGUCCGCCGUUGGUCUGAACGCCGGUGUGCGCCUGAUGAAGAUAAAUAUCAUCAUUGUUAUCUUAUCGCCGUCGUCGUAUUCGUAGUCGUAGUCUCGUAAACAAAAAAAGUGAAUAAGUAAAAAAACAAUUUUCGACAAAAAAACUCCCUCGUCGUCGACGUCCCGAUCCACAACGAUUGACGAGCCGCUGGAUCAGUAAAAUAAUAUUAUCAUCAUACCAUGAGACGGAGUGUUCACUCUCACCGAAUUUUAUCGUAAUUAUUACUAUACAUGCACCAGUUGCUCGGCCAGAGUUUGUAACGAUAUCGUUCUAUCGCAACAUCAAAUCGAACACAUCGAACCGCGACGACACGAUAACGUGCGGGAAACUUCGACAGUAAUAUCAUAACUGUGACAAGUACCUGUCCGCUUGACAUAUCCAAUCGAAUGGUGCGUUAAAAUAAUUAUAGAUUAUUAAUACCAUCGAUUUCGCCACACGUCGAGUGGUCAUCUGCCGCACGAACGGAGGCAUCUAUUUUUCUAAAACGAAUAAGUUUUGCCUUUAUUAAAAAAAAAAAACUUUCCCUCCUGAAGAAAAGAAAAAUGGCUCCACAUGGGAUCACAUUCUUGAGACUGACCGGUUGGACGUGGAAAAUCGUGUUGGCCCUCAUCGCGUGCAAUCAUCUCGCUCUGAUGUGGCCGUUCUUUUUCGCUGUCGGUUGCAACGCGAAGAUCGAAAAUCAAUUCAAACUGCAGUCCGCACCUGUGUUACGAGAACGCGGUGUAACACUCACUGAGCUUCGAGUGCCAACUUCCGUGAUGGCCAGCGUAAAAAAUGGCGUAGUGCUUGAUUGCUUGUACACACUACGUCCGAAUUCUAUCGGUCUAGUGGUAGCUUGGUAUUUUAACAACAGCGCCAGACCAGUUUAUCAGUGGAUUCCCGGACAAAAACCUUUGAGCAUCGGCGUAUUCCGUCACCGAGCCAAUCUUGACUACAAAGUGUCUGACGACAACGAAACCAUGCACAGGGCCUUGCACAUCAUCAAUCCAACCAUCGAGUUGUCCGGCGACUACAGAUGCGUCGUGUCCACUUACCACGACGAAGAUUUCAUGAUCAAAAGGAUGAUCGUAUACUCCCCGGAGAAGAAAUUUGAAGUAUAUCCGAAGAGAGUCAAUAACGAUACUAUACGAGUAACUUGCAUGGUUUCUGGCGUUUACCCAGUACCUAGACUUACUCUCUUCAACAACUCGGUCACAGACAAACAGAGUUACCCUUUGGUUCAUUCCCGCGUCGAUAUCAACCGUUUGAAGGACACUUCCUACGAAGUGAUCAUAAGCGUCCUGAUCUCCGAUGACGAUAUUACUUCUCAAUCUACUUUGGACUGCGAACUAAAAAUUCCGGACACCCCAUACGUCAAGAGAAAGACUUUUGUCUUCUUCCAAGAUCCAAAUGCUGCCAGCAACACCUAUUCCAACAUUUUCUUUGCCGUUGCUUUCUACUGGGUUUUCAAAUUAAUCGCCUAUUAAAUUGGUAUCAACAAUGAUAGUAUUAACCGCAACCGUAGUUCACAAUUUAUAUAACAAUGGUAUAGAAUACAAUUUUUAAAUGUUUUGCAAUAGACACAAAAAAAAUAAUAAAAAUACAUACAGAAUUCAAUUAAAUUAUAUCAAAACCGAUGUGGGGAAAAAACCAUACGCUGCUAGACAUAAUAUGAAUAAUGUAGUAAUAAAGCUAGAUAGUAACGAUUUAUUAUUGAAUCAUAAAACAAUUUCAUAUUUGAGCAAAUAAAAACUUACAGAAAAAAACGAUAUUGAACCGUCAGAACUUUAAAGCUAAUAUACCGGACACGCAACUGUUCACUUUACUCACUGAGUUAGUAAAUAAAAUAAUGUUAUUUAGUGUACAAUUUUCCGGUAUAGUAUUAGUCAGUUAUUCAAAAUUAGUUUGAGAAAAAAAAUUAUAUACCAUUGUUCAUUAACUAUAAAAUAUCUUUAGUCGUGUUUAGAGUUUUUCCCAAUCGUCAUAAUAAUCAAAGUUCAAAACCUUUACACAUAAUUUUGUUAAUUUUUACUCAGUUAAAUGAUUUAAUACAGAAUUGGAAUGAAUAAACUCAAGUUUGAGUAUAUAUGUUUUAAUGUAAGUCAAAAACGACUUUUUUUUUUACUGGUGUUAAUUUAAAAUUUGUCACACUUUCGUUACUUUUAAUAAUUAUUAUUAUACGUUUCGCUCGAACAACCCAAUAAUACUCAAGUAUUUAUAAUAACAUACAUAUUGUAUUUAGUCUGGUUGCUACUAAUGCGGGUUAAGCCAAUCAUUUCAUUUAUUAUUUAUAAACGGUUAAAUUAUUAAAUAGUACCUAAUACUAAUUAUUUACAUACAGUACAUUAUUAUUAUUAUUAUUAUACUACCCUUAUUAUUUUAUCAUAUGAUGUAAACAUUAUUAUUUAUCGAGUAUAUUAUUACAGAAUGGUAAUAAAUUACUAUUAUUGUAAGAACAAUUGUAAUCAUAGUGUUGGUUGUUUAUGUUUUAUAUCGGGAACAUUGUUAACAGCUGAUUCGUUAUAUUACCAUAAAAUUUACGCUUACUUCUAUAUGUUAUAUGUAAUGUUUAAGAUUGUUUAUCCAAGUAAGGAAUUUGGAAAAAAAAAUUGUAAAAGAAAACUUUUUGUCAGUGGUGUCUCUUGUACAUCAUAAAAUGGUAUUCCGAUUGAUUGUUUUCGGAAUUUAAACCAAAAUGAUGUUUCCGACCGAAUGUUACUGUUCAAAAAAGCGACCGUAUAACAGGAUACAAUGAUUGGGCUUAAUCACAGUAAUGAUAAUAAUAAAACAAUAAUGUUAAACUAAUUAAUCUGAAAAAAAUAAUCACAAAGGAAUAUGGGUUAUCAAGAUUGUUAAAAAUUUAAAAAAAUAAAUAACGUUCAAUACGUCAUAUUGGGGUGGUGUCAUUGGAAUAAAUUAAGCAGAAUAACUUUUUUUGGUUCCAUGAAUCUAUUUAUAUCAAACGAUACUAACAACCUUACUUAUCCUAAUUUAGUAGAUAGGUAUGUACCAAAUAACGCAUACAAAGAAAGUAUCUUCCAAUUUAUUCUAGUAACAGUCACAAUAUUAUUAUACUAAUUUUACUGUUAUGAAUAUAUUAUUAACUAUAAACAAUAUAAAUCCAUCAGGUUAUUAAUGACGUACAACACCACACAAUCAGAUUAGUUAUCAACUCAUAAACAAUUUACUCUAUCGCAAUAAAAUAAAAAACAUUUAGUGAUAAAAAGUUUCUUUAAAAAUUAACAACUCCACGGAUUCUCCAAUAAAAUUUAUAAAUAUAUAUUGAUAUAUUUGUACAAAAUUAUACGCACUAAAUAAAUGUGAUUAUUCAAAACUAUUGAUCAUUAUUAUUUUUUUUUUUUUUUACUCUACUAAUAGUAUUCACAAUUUUCAACUUUUCGACUAAAUUUAAAUUAUUGAUAAAAAAAAAUAGUAACAUGUUUAAACUUUGUACAUUUUUAUUUUUAAUACUGACCUUUCUUUCUAUUUAUAGUUUGGUUUUAUUAUUAUUUUAUUGUUUUAAGUAACAACUGUAUACGAUUUACUGUAACGCCAUGUACAAGUUAAUAUUACUUUUAUUUUCUUAAUUUUCUUAACCUUUAACGUCAUAAAAAGCGCACAACUCAUGAGCAACAAAAUAACGGGGAAAAAAGAAAUAAAUAACUAUUAUAAUAAUAAUAAUAAUAUUAUCAUAUUUAUGAAUGAUAUUGUUGGGGAUAUACCUAACUUUGUUUCACUUUUUAGUGGGAAUGGAGGGGUAUUGUCGUAGGAAAAUUCCAUUGUCACUGUCUGUUGGGUUUUAAAUUAUUUGCUCGCACAAUGGUCGGGCGCAAAAUGAAGAAAGGUGGCCAUGUUUGGGAUAGACAAGAAGAAAAAGGUCGCUCCACUUACAAAAAAAUAAAAAAUUAUAAUAAUAAUAAUAACAAAUAAAUAAAUAGCUUUAGGCUGGGAAGAGUGAGUGAAAAAGCAAGUAAAAAAAGGGUAGGUUUAAAAAAUAAAACGGUAAAAUAAAGAGAAAAAUAAAAAAACGAACGCACGCGUAUAUGCAAAAUAUCAACAAGAUAGAUGGUGGCGAACUCAACUAACUAUAGUAGUAAAUACCAAUUUCAUAUACUUGAAUCUUACUUACAAACCUACAUAAUCGCAUAUUGAACCACUUAAUCAUCGAAAAUAACGUCUUUAUAAUUUAUUCGAAGUUGUUGCGUAUAAUAUGUUAAGUUAUAUAAUUGAGUCAUAUAUUACGUUUAUAUCAGCACGUUGGUAAACAUCUAAUAUAGUUUUUCAAUUGUACAAUUGUACAUAUUACAUGAAACUUUCACUAAGUUUUCCUCUUCCGUGAAUAUCACCCCGUUGGUCAUCCGAACUGUAGGAACAUAUGUCAUCAGAAAUCAUUAUGAAUUUCGAUACUACAUAUUUUGAAUAAUAGCAUCUCGGACGUUUAUAAGACAGUAUAAUGAAAAACCUAACGCAAUGGCAGGACACUAGACUUGUCCACAGGCCCCGUCAACUAACCAUAAGUCUAAAAGAAAAAGAAAACCUGGUAACGAAAAAUACUUGGAAUUUCCAAAGCUAUCGAUGCUUUGCAUAGAUACGAAUUCGAUUCUCUUGACAAAAAUGGGCACCGAACGCCUCUGCACGAUAAUAAUAUUAUACUUCCGAUCUCAACCUUGUUUUCUCGUCAUCCCAACAAUACACUUAAAAACCCCCCGAAGAAAAAGAUCUUUCUCUUUUUCAUUGGAAAUCCGAAUUUACACCUGUGUACCGCAAAUACGGUAUUGCGUUAUCGGUAUUCAGCCUCAGCCCACCGUAGAUCAUGAACCUUUGGCACCGUCUAGGGAUUGGAAAUGUACAUUUUACUGCCCUUCUUUACCUUUGUUUUUUUGUUCAACACCGUACGCCGUGACCUCAACCCUCCGCUAAACAAUAAUGCGAUCUUGGAAAAUACAUAAAUGCGAUUAGACUUUAAAAAUAAAAUAACAUCGUCAGACGUCCGUACUGUACGUCAUAUAUCUAUAUAAAAGUUCUACAUUACAGAGUUGAAUUUUAUAAUAAUGAUAUUAUGUAUACGAAUUUAAUAUACUGCACUCGUUUUUUUUUCCUUUUAAAACUUCUAAAUAGUAAUAAUAUUGUUAACUUAUCCUUUUAUAGCUAGGACAGCUUGUAUGAAAAAAAAGAAUGAAUUUUUUUAUUUAUUUAAAUCUCGCUCAUUUGUCCAUUGCACCAGAUAAGCUAUACAACUAUAUCUGAGAUAUUAUUUAUCAAAAACUCUAUUUGGUUUAACGUCAAGAUGAUAUGCUUAAAAAAUGUAUACAUAUUACAUACCCACACAUAAUUUCAUACGAUUAAGGUGACAAAGAUGUUCAGGCAUACCAAUAAUACCGUUUAAAGAAUUGAUUAUCCCAACAGAUUUAAUAAUUUGAACAAAAGUCCCUGGAUCAAAUUAUAGGGUAACAGUACUCUGUACUGGUUUUACGUAUUUGACCAUUCAGCUUCACAUAAUAUUGCACAGUCGUCGAUUGUAUAAAUAUUUAUACUUUUUUUUGAAAAAAGAAAAAGAAAAGAAAGAACAUAUAUUUAUAUACGACUUCUUUGGGUGUAAAAUUUAACAGAUUAAUUAAAUAUUUCUUAUCCUUGAUACGGUUGCCAGUCAUAUUUUUUUUUCAUGUAAUAACAAGAACGAUACUGAAAACUAAUAAGAAAAAAACAUUACUUCAACAGUUCUAAGAUACCAACUAACGAUCGGUGUACAUUGUACAUAUACAAUUAUGUUGUUUAUUUUUUUUUUGUAAUUUUGUUUUUUUUUUUUUUUUACAUUAUUUAUUACAGUUAUAUAAUAUAAUUAUAUAAGAUAGUACUCGCACGAAUAUUAAAUAUUUAUUACUUAAAAACUAUUAUAAUAUUGCACUUUUAAAAUUAAUUAUUUUACUAUUCUAUAGUCAAUAUACUCGUGGAUAUUGUAGUUGUAUUGUAUAAGAAAACUUUUUGUGUCUAAAAAAGAAAUUUGUGUAUUUCAUUUUUUAUUAUUAUGAAUAUUAUUAUUUUGACUAAAUGAAUAAUGACAUGGUUGUAUGUACUCAUUGAAUAGACAAAAAAAUAUUGGUUUCGUUCAUAAAUGCUGUAAGACACAAUGGGUUUUUCUGAUGAUAAGUUAAUUACUCGCGUUUUUAGUAUACUAGUUUGCCAUUUUCUUAGUUUAUAAUAUUGUUAUAUCAAUGAUUUGUAGAUUUAGAUUAUACAUAUAUAUUCAUAAAUGUAAUAGGUAACUAUUUAAUAACAUUAAUCAUCCUUCUUUGAAACUGUCUUAUAACUAAUCUAUUUUGGAAUAUAAUUCAAUAAAUAUAAUUUCAAA